Molecule: messenger RNA, 688 nt
Organism: Dermochelys coriacea (leatherback sea turtle)
Lineage: Eukaryota; Metazoa; Chordata; Testudines; Dermochelyidae
Product: cytochrome c oxidase assembly factor 3 homolog, mitochondrial
Exons: 2
Coding region: 16-351 (111 amino acids)
Biological process (GO): mitochondrial respiratory chain complex IV assembly
Cellular component (GO): mitochondrial inner membrane
Source: RefSeq, a predicted model, not a curated record
GCCGACGCGGCGGAUAUGACGGCAGCGUCCGCGCGCCGCCCGGCCGGUCACGCGGGCGGUGGGCGCGGCUCGGCGGGGAAGAUGGCGGCGCCGCGGGAGCCGGGCGGGGGCGCGAAGCGGCCGGAGCCGGAGCCGAGCGCGGAGCAGCGGCGCGUCAUGCAGCGCGCGGAGGAGGCGCUGCGCCCGCGGGCCCUGCAGCGGCGGCUCCGGGGCCGGAACCUGCUGACGGGGCUGGGCAUCGGCGCGGUGGUGCUGGGCAUCUAUGGUUACACCUUCUACAAGAUCUCCCAGGAGCGAUUCCUGGACGAGCUGGAGCAGGAGGUCGAGGCUGCCAAGACCCCGGCGAACUGAGACCCUGAGCUGGCCGGGGCUGCUCCCCGCUUGGGAUGGAUCCAUCUGGAACUGACGCAUGUGCCAGGGACCUGCCGCAGCCCAACCCCUCCUGGGUUGCAUUGGCCUUUGAGGUGCCUGGCACUCCCUAGGGUGGGGGGGUGAGUCCUUGCAGUGUGUGGGGGAGGGGCGUUCCCUCUCCCCUGAGCAGACCAGGCUCCUACCACCUCCAGUUAAACCUCCAGGCUGCAGUUGUAGAUUGUGGUGCAACAGCACCAAGUUUGUUCCCUGACAUGCUCAUCUGCUAUUCACCCCCUGCAGCGGGUGGGCCAGGGCCUCAAUAAACCUGUCUAAAUGA